Mycetomoellerius zeteki is the source of this 1066-nucleotide messenger RNA. RefSeq lists its product as uncharacterized. Lineage: Eukaryota; Metazoa; Arthropoda; Insecta; Hymenoptera; Formicidae. The annotation marks the transcript as partial. Gene Ontology annotation, biological process: vesicle transport along microtubule; protein targeting; mitochondrion distribution. The transcript has 4 exons. The record is from RefSeq and is a predicted model, not a curated record. Gene Ontology annotation, molecular function: myosin binding. Gene Ontology annotation, cellular component: mitochondrion; cytoplasmic vesicle.
CACUCCAUGUGCGAAACACGCCGAGCAAGCAUUUUCAAAUGAGAUUGUACCUCGUUAUCAGCCAGUAUCCGUUGAUAACGGGCAAAACUCAUAUUGCUCUUACAUAUCGGCUCGAUCCUGCAGAACUGAUCGAGUUAUCCGAGCGAAGGAUCGAAUCUUACAACAGUUGCGUGCGCGUUUUUGCACUUUACCGUAUUCGUACAAAUUUCUUUGCCCAUUCACAGUUGCAAAUUUAACAAUUGCGGACUUAUCUCUCCGUAGACUAUUCCCUCGAUUCGAUCGCGUCGUGCGAAUCUUGAUGUUUAAAUUACAUCAGCAUAAGCAAAGACCUCGCGCGAAUCGAUCAGUGUUCCUUUUUAUCGCCGAGGGUUGACAAAACCGUAGUUCUAUUUGUCGAGUGCGAUAAAACACCUUUCUUUCAUGAUGUGAUAUCGACGUCGCGCGAUGUUGUUGCGAGGAAUCGCAUUCGCGGAGGCGCGCCGCAAUUCAGCGCGGCGCGUCUUUAAGAGCCGCGACAAGUCGCAAGGAUGCGAGAGGGACGCCGCAUCGGAUCUUUCCCACGACGGAUCUUUAGCCCGACACGUGCGCACGGAGAUGAUGGCUUAUCAGCCCGUGGAGGUGCCGCUAUCCUCCGUUUUUUCAAAUCCCUUUGAAAGCGAGGCGAUAUCGCUCUUCGCUACAGCGUCCAAGCUGGCCACCGUGGAAGAUGAGGGUCCAAAGCGGCCCGAAGGCCCCAUCCGACCAUCCGCCGCCUCUCUGAAAGUUUCACCCACGGCAAGGGCGAUUCUCCAGGCAUCAAGGUCAUCGAAGAAGCUAGUUAGUCCCGUUAGUACACGCGACGCUGAGACUAUCACGGAUGUAUGCAGCGGCGAGGAAUUGCCAGAAGUCGAGAUAAUCAGCCUGCUGGAAGAGCAAAUACCGAGAUAUCGUCUCCGAGCCGACACCUUAACGCAGUUCCAAGGAUACGAGAACGCCGAUUGGUUUAUCCCAGCGCCUGCCCUCAAAUCGGAGGACGUCGAUUUGAAAUUAUCGCCGGAUCAGAUCCGGGAGACCCUUAACUACUUUA